UGAGAGGCAGCAACUAGGUGCAAUGGCAAGUACCAGUCUCAACCUAUUUUCAGCUAUUCUCCUGCUCAUCCUUCUUAGCAAAGGCAUAAGCCAAAAGUGCUCUACAAAUGACCUGCAAAUUAGCCAAGACAAAACUGGGGUUUUGGUGCAAGCAAAGCCAGAAUUUGAGGUGAAGGUUCUGAAUGCAUGCCCAUGUCUUCAAGGGAAUGUGAAAUUAGGCUGCGAUGGAUUUCAAACUACUGAAGAAGUCAACCCUUUGUCAUUGCUCAAAUCUGGGAAUGAGUGUCUCCUCAACAAUGGCUCAUCUCUUAUACCAUUUUCUCAGAUUAGUUUCAAAUAUGCUUGGGACACACAAUUCUCAUUCAAGCCAGUUUCCUCUGAGAUCAACUGUAAUUGAUUGAGGAGAGAGAAUUAGUGCUUUGAUUUUUUGUUCCGCAUACUUAGGUCAAUUUAUAGAUCAAGAAGGAAAAAAAAAUGUAU
Molecule: messenger RNA, 480 nt
Organism: Prunus dulcis (almond)
Lineage: Eukaryota; Viridiplantae; Streptophyta; Magnoliopsida; Rosales; Rosaceae
Exons: 2
Coding region: 23-397 (124 amino acids)
Biological process (GO): cell fate determination
Source: RefSeq, a predicted model, not a curated record